This is a messenger RNA of Vigna unguiculata (cowpea), 3924 nucleotides long. RefSeq names its product coiled-coil protein. The record is from RefSeq and is a predicted model, not a curated record. Lineage: Eukaryota; Viridiplantae; Streptophyta; Magnoliopsida; Fabales; Fabaceae. Gene Ontology annotation, cellular component: EARP complex. Gene Ontology annotation, molecular function: SNARE binding. Gene Ontology annotation, biological process: retrograde transport, endosome to Golgi; endocytic recycling.
UUAAGAAGUAAGUAACCUUUUCCAAGUACUGAUCCCAAAUCCCAUACCACGCGACUUAAUUUUUUUGGUAAAGCAACGACAAACAAAACCAGAUGCGCGCAAAGUCAGUGUCUGAUCCCAAAUUCUAAUCCACUUUUCGUCAACGAGCGUACCAAGCGAGGGAGCAACGAUCACGUUCAUGCACUGUACUGUGGCCAGUGAAGUAAAAGCAAGACCCGAAACUCUUCAACGCAAAUAAAUAACUACGCCAUCGCCAUAUUUUCCAGUUCCGAACUCUCAUUUUCAUGCCACAACGUUCAGAUCUCGCCGAGAGGUGAACGCAGCCGUUUCGCUAUGAAACGCGGCUGUGAGUGGUGGAUCUCGGCGUCUUAAGUUGAGAUGCAGCCGAACUUGUUUCCCUUUGGAAGUGUGCUGGGGAAUCCGUUUAUUUUCAAUGGUGAUUUGAGCGAGGGAGGGAUCGAGAGCUCUAGGGUUUUCUUCUUGCUCCCGUUCUUCUUGCUCUCCCAGGGAGGAGCAAUGGAUUUGUCCAAGGUUGGAGAAAAAUUCUUGAGCUCCGUUAGGUCCGCGAGAUCUAUCGGAUUGCUCCCUCCCGUUCCUGAUCGUCCCGAGGUUCCAGCUCGAGCUUCAGCAGCUGCUGCUGUAGCUCGUGCUCUUGCAGGGUUACCUCCUCAUCAGAGAUAUAGUUUUUCAUCAAGUUCAGAAGAAUUGAGUUCAAUAUAUGGAAGCAGACCUCAAGGCCCAGUGGUGGAGGAUCUGGAGGAUGAAUUCUAUGAAGAGGACUUUGAUCCAAUUAAACAUAUUUUAGAGCGUGUUCCAGCUGAUGAGAAUGAGCUAACAUAUUUUGAAAAACAGGCUGCCCUUAGAUUGGUACAACUGGAUAGAGUGGCUGAACAUUUAUCUCGCCAUGUUAUGGAGCAUCAUGAAGUAAUGGUGAAGGGGAUGAAUUUGGUCAGAGAAUUGGAAAAAGACUUAAGAAUUGCAAAUGUCAUCUGUAUGAAUGGAAGAAGACAUCUGACAUCGUCUAUGAAUGAGGUUUCAAGGGAUCUGAUUGUGAAUUCUUAUUCCAAAAAGAAACAAGCUCUUGUGGACAUGCUUCCAACCUUGAUUGAACUUCAACGGGCUUUGAACAUGCAAUCAACACUUGAAUCCCUUGCCGAGGAAGGGAAUUACUGGAAGGCAUUUCAAGUUCUAUCUGAGUAUUUGCAACUCUUAGAUAGUUUGUCAGAGCUUUCAGCAAUACAAGAAAUGAGUCGUGGCGUGGAGGUUUGGCUGGGAAGAACGUUGCAGAAGCUGGAUGCUCUUUUAUUGGGAGUGUGUCAAGAAUUCAAGGAAGAUGGCUAUAUAACAGUAAUUGAUGCUUAUGCAUUAAUAGGGGAUACUGCUGGUCUUGCUGAAAAGAUACAGAGUUUCUUCAUGCAAGAAGUUAUAUCAGAAACACACUCUGUAUUAAAGGCUAUUAUGCAUGAGGAUGAGGAGGAAGUUUUGCAAAAUAGUAGGCUCACUUACAGCGAUCUAUGCCUCAGAAUACCGGAUUCAAAGUUCAGGCUAUGCUUAUUAAGAACACUGGCUGUUCUAUUUGACCUUAUGUGUUCAUACCAUGAAAUUAUGGAUUUCGAGCUGGAAAGAAAGGACACAGUACGAAAUUCAAAUAAGUGCAAUGAAGAGAUUUCCUGCCGUCCAGGCGCUCAGGAAGUUGAUUCAGAUGUAAGAGCCUGCAACAAUUCUUUGUCCAGUUCAGGAGAUAUAUUACAUGGUUCAUCUUCUAGGGAGGAAUCUGUAACAAUGAGCUCUCUGACUGAAACUAGUGGUUCACCAUACAGUGAUUAUCAUGAUCCAUUUAAGGAGACUGGAAAGGAGGACAGUGCAACAUUAAACAUUGAAUCCCCUUGGUACCAUCUUCGCAAAGAAGCUAUAACAUUUGUGUCACAGACCCUUCAAAGAGGGCGAAGGAAUUUGUGGCAUCUCACUGCAAGUCGUGUGUCUGUUUUGCUUUCUUCUGCUGCAGUUUGUACCGCCAGUAUUCAUCAAUUCUUGAAAAAUUAUGAAGAACUCAGUGUCUUUAUUUUGACUGGGGAAGCCUUUUGUGGAAUCGAAGCAGUUGAAUUUAGGCAGAAGCUAAAGGCUGUGUGUGAAAAUUAUUUCACAGCUUUUCAUCGACAAAAUGUGCAUGCACUAAAAAUGGUUAUGGAGAGAGAGACCUGGCUAAAAUUACCUCUAGAAACAGUACAAAUGAUCAGUUUUGCAGGACUUAUUGGUGAUGGUGCACCCUUGAUUUCUUUAUCCAGUGGCAAAUCAAUUAAUGCCGGUGCAUUUCAUUCCCCUAAAUCAGGGAAUAUGGUUCAUACUGGUGCAAGGAAAAAUGGGUUUUCUCACUGGAUAAAAAGUGGAAACCCUUUCUUGCAAAAAUUACCACCUAAUGGAUUAGUUCAUGGUGAAUUUGAUGAUAGAACACCUAGAAAGAACGAUUCCAAUCACAUAAAUGGCGCCAGUUCUGUUUCAGAAGAUGAAAAUGAGGAUCUUCUUGCUGACUUUAUUGAUGAAGACAGCCAACUACCAAGUCGAAGUUCUAAACCCUUUCAUUCAAGAACUCUUUCUUCACAUGGUAAUGAUGACGAGAAUACAACACAAACUGGAUCGUCUCUCUGUCUUUUAAAGUCUAUGGAUAAAUAUGCAAGGCUUAUGCAGAAAUUGGAAGUGGUAAAUGUUGAGUUCUUUAAGGGAAUAUGCCAAUUGUUUGAAAUAUUUUUCUAUAAUAUAUAUGAAACAUUUGGUCAGCAAAACACUGGUUCAAGUGGAAAAAGCUCAACUAACUCUCUUAAUUAUCGCUUGAGAACAGCUUUAUCUAGAGUAAACCAAGAUUGUGAAGAGUGGAUUAAGCCUCAAUCGUCUUCACCAACAUCUUUGACCUCUUCAUUUGCACAUCCAGAGUUGACACCUACAAACCCGCCCAAUGCAAAUUUUGGUCAUUCCUCGGGGACCUCUUUGGGUCUCACGGAAAGAUGUGUAGCUGUUGACACUCUAUCUCUUGUUGCUCGAAUACUGAAUAGAUCUAAAGCUCAUCUCCAAUCAAUGCUCUUGCAAAGUAAUUCAACUAUACUUGAGGAUUUCUACGUUCAUAUGGUGGAUGCUGUACCAGAUCUUACAGAACAUGUUCAUCGGACUACAGUGAGACUAUUGUUGCACAUUAAUGGAUAUGUUGAUCGUGUUGCCAAUUGUAAAUGGGAAUUAAAAGAGCUUGGCAUGGAGCAUAAUGGAUAUGUUGAUUUGUUGCUGGGGGAGUUUAAGCACUAUAAAACAAGACUUGCUCAUGGAGGAAUUCGUAAAGAGAUUCAAGGCCUAUUAUUGGAUUAUGGGCUUGAAAUUGUGGCAGAAACUCUUGUUGAAGGACUUUCAAGGGUGAAGAGAUGCAGUGAUGAAGGACGAGCUCUUAUGUCAUUAGAUCUUCAGGUUUUGAUUAAUGGAUUACAGCAUUUUGUGUCAGUGAAUGUGAAGCCCAAGCUUCAAAUGGUCGAAACUUUCAUCAAGGCUUACUACCUUCCCGAGACAGAAUAUGUGCACUGGGCUCGAGCACACCCAGAAUACAGUAAAAGCCAGAUUAUCGGACUGAUCAAUCUUGUUUCCACUAUGAAAGGUUGGAAGAGGAAAACCAGGUUGGAUAUACUGGAAAAGAUUGAAUGAGUGGCUGUCUUUUAUCGUGCAAGUCAGGCAUAUAGAAUCUUCUGCUCCUUUUCCCCUUUGUCUUUCAUUUUUGGCAGAGCUCCGUAUAAAGGUAUUGCAUAUUGCUUGGCAUUUGAUCCCCUAUUAAUUAUGGAGUAUUUUCCAAAUCUGUGCUUUGGUGUCUUGUAGAUAGUCCUCUGGUAAUAAGCUGUAAUUGUACUAUAAUUUUACUUAAAUAUAUAUAUAGAAUUUAUUUUUUUUCCUUUC